Messenger RNA from Lottia gigantea (owl limpet), 1534 nucleotides. RefSeq lists its product as hypothetical. The record is from RefSeq and is a predicted model, not a curated record. The transcript has 3 exons. The coding region runs from base 524 to 1534 and encodes 336 amino acids. NCBI's taxonomy places the organism in Eukaryota, Metazoa, Mollusca, Gastropoda, Lottiidae.
CCAUCGACCCCAGUCGGUAGCUUGUACGAUUGGAUCGCAAGAUGGCGAGGACGCGACUGGAUCAGAAACGGAGUCAAGAAAUGUCGAGGCUGAAUCACAAACAGUGAGUGUAAAGGAUGUCGAGGUCGAUUUUGAAAUACAAGCCGAACCGGAUUCACAAGCGAAUCAUUGUGCAAAUGAAAAUGUUUCGAAAGUACACAAAGAAGCUGUUAGGCCUACCAAAUCAAGAAGACUCAAACAGAAAAAAGAUAAAUCGGAUUGGAGUAAACUUCCCUAUGGAAUAGUUUUGGAGAUUUUUAGAUUCCUGCAUGAAAAAGACAGGAUAUCAUUGGCACAAUCUUGUAAAACGUUUUACUCGGUUUUUCAUUCUCCAGUGUUAUGGAGGCGGAAGUAUGUUCUGUUUUCAGGUGUCAGAUCAACAGAAACUGCUACAAGGUCGUGCGCGUUCAUUAAUAAAUUUGGAAGUUAUAUUAAACAUUUAGAGAUUGAGUGCGGUCAUCCGACAUUACACAGCGCCCGCCCCAUGUCUCUGGCGGUAGAGAUGUUCCUCAACCAAUUAUCUCGAAUUCGGGGUACGAAAAUACUCUCCUUUAAAAUCGAUUACAUGGAUUUUUAUCAUGGCUGGCGGUUUUUCGAGAUGUCAAGGUCCAGACUGAUCGGAGCUUUGUGUAAAUUUAUACGAAAACAGAGACAUCUUCAAUUUCUGGAUGUUUCUGGAUCUCAAAUCGAUACUCGUGAUGGGAGCAGAGUUUUAAAAGCCUUAGCAGCUUGCUAUGCCCGCAACACAAUAAAAACUCUUCAAAUGAAAGAUUUCUUUGAAAUGAGAUACAACGCAACCAAUAAUUCAAGUUUCUUGACAGCUUUAAAAAAAUUCACAGCUUUGAAGGAAAUUUACAUUAACUUUAUUUAUUUGAAUCCCUCCAUUUUGGAAAUACUAGGGAAGAAGCUAGGGAACUGUUUGGAACUGAUUCGGCUUGUCGUGGACUCGUCCGAAUCACAAGCUCGUACAAUAACUGCUUCUGAUUGGACCAGAAUGCGUGAAAAAUGUCCGAAAUUGAAAGUAGUGUUUCACUUUUUGGGUUUAUUGUCGUACAAUGAAUAUACCAGUGCUUUGUGUCGAGGGAUUCCAUUGGUUGAAUGUGAUAUACUCAGCUGGGAAGGCUAUCCAAACGACCUUGAACCCGACACAGAACGCAUGUCAGAUAUAUUGCGACAUGUUGCCAACAACUUUAACAAAACUCUAGCUCGAUUUCGGCUGUCCAUCGACCAUUGUUCUAGUGAAGAUAGCCUCGAUCAACCGAUGAUUUUAAUGUUACAGAAAUGCUGUUAUUUAACAGAGUUUACUGUUAAUGCAACUCUAUCUCUCGAAACAGUAGAUAUUCUAUGUAAAAUAGCUGCCGCCAGAAAACCAAAACGUAAGUACGGAGAUGGUCUCGAUCAUCCGAUGGUUCCCUCGUACCAUAAAGCACAUUUGAAUCUUUUUCUGAAAAUGGUAACAAUCGUAAAUAAUGAUAAUUAUGAUAGUGGUAAAUAA